Messenger RNA from Aspergillus steynii IBT 23096, 3480 nucleotides. Its product is annotated as lipase ROG1 family protein. Bases 130 to 3126 code for a protein of 998 amino acids. The transcript has 3 exons. Gene Ontology annotation, molecular function: monoacylglycerol lipase activity. NCBI's taxonomy places the organism in Eukaryota, Fungi, Ascomycota, Eurotiomycetes, Eurotiales, Aspergillaceae. The record is from RefSeq and is a predicted model, not a curated record.
CGCAUGCAUCGGUCGCGAGGAAUCGACCCCAAGGCCAGGGUGAAAUUGCUUCAGUACAGCGCCCACGGCCCAGUGGCUUGAUGACCCCCCAAUCUACUUCUAUGAUGGAAUGCUUCACAAUUCAAAUCGAUGCUUCUCAAUCCAACACUUUAUUCUGCGUCUCAAACACCAGACCGGGGACACUUUCCACUUGACAAACCGAAUCAAUACAGAUUCCUCGGGGCUCAAGGGUGGCGUGCGGUCCGCAGAAACGUCGAGCAGGCAGCUGAAAUGCUGUUAAUCCAUCAGGCUGGUAGUGUUCGAGUGGGUGAGGUAGUUAGAUACACCAUCACAUACACACCGGCAGCUGAGAAAAUUCACCCCCUUCCAGAAAAACUGUUCGUCAAAGUGAAGAACACAUCUGCAAUUCCCCUGCGAGCGGCUUAUCUUCAUGGUCCCUACACCUUGUACGCAUCUUGCUACCCCUCUACGUUUGACCCCAACGUCAAAUCUCCCCAGCAAGAUACCGACGAAACCCCACAGUUUGAGCCGUAUCUCAAAGCAGGAGGAAACUGGGAUGCGGUCAUCAAUGUUCCGCAGAACACUCCGAUAAACAACAAAGCUGGGCUCACUUCAUCCGAGCCCGUGACAUGGGUCGUGGAGAUAAUAUCCCAGGUAAUUUUUUCAAGCACCGCGUCUGUCAAUUUUGAACUCUUGGUAGGCCGCGACAAGAAGUCCACGGAGCUCCCCCCUACAGGAGGUUUAUCAACCGACGGAUAUCGCGCAGCUCAACUACGCGACCAUUGGUCGUCUCGAUCAAAGGGCAAACAAGUGCACGCCUCCAAAGGCGUGCAUUCCGAUUCCAUUACAUUACUUGUCGAUGAUACCGCGAGUCUAUGGAAUUUCCCCUCUUUUCCAGGCUCCCCAGAAGAACAAAAAGAAGGAAAGGAGAAGAGAUCAAGCCAGGAUUCUCCAGCACCGCAUGCUGAGUCUUCAGCAAAUGUGGACAACCCUGCCAGCUCGGCCCAGUACGGCCAAUGCAAAAAAAAAAUCCACCUUGUCAUACUAACGCAUGGAUUACAUAGCAACCUUGGUGCAGAUAUGCUUUAUCUCAAAGAAAGCAUCGAUACUGCAGCCAGAAACACGAGAGACUGUGCUAAAGACCGACAUCGAAGGCAUGGAAAUAAGACUGACGAGAGCAGGACUCCACGUGAUGAGCGUUCUGGCAAUUGCGCUAAUGGAAGCUCCAAGACAGCGAGUUGCAAUGGAGCUGAUGACGACGUCGAGCAGGUUAUAGUUAGAGGCUUCCCUGGAAACGCUGUCCGCACCGAACGUGGGAUUCAAUAUCUCGGCAAGCGUCUCGCAAAAUAUGUUCUUUUAAUGACAUAUCCUGACCAACCACAUCUACCCGGCAGAUCUGCGAGCACAAAGUCCCUUUCAAAGUCUCAUUCGACCUGGAAGAAUGCAGUCGAAGAGCCUUCCAUAGAUGGCCCCAGAUCCGACAGCUCAAUGGGGCUUCCUGAUAGCAAAAGCCAUGCUUAUAAAAUAACUAGCAUCAGCUUCAUUGGACAUUCGCUCGGUGGUCUGAUUCAAACAUAUGCUAUUGCGUAUAUUCAAAAACACUAUCCCGGCUUCUUUGAUGCUAUCAAACCUGUCAACUUUGUCGCUCUCGCCACACCAUUUCUAGGUCUCAGCAAUGAAAAUCCCAUGUACGUUAGAUUUGCAUUGGAUCUGGGCCUUGUCGGUCGCACUGGUCAAGAUUUAGGGCUCAGCUGGACCGCACCGCGAGUGAGAAGUGGAUGGGAAGCCAUGAUCGGUGGCAAGGGAGACUCCACGAAGCCGCACCAACACGCAAACGCUGGCUCUAAGCCUUUGCUUAGGAUCCUACCGUGUGGUCCGGCUCAUGACAUUCUAUCCAAAUUUCAGAACCGGACGGUCUAUUCCAAUGUCGUUAAUGAUGGGAUAGUUCCAUUACGGACCUCUUGUCUGCUAUUCCUCGACUGGAAAGGACUGGACCGAGUUGAGAAGGCCAGGCGAGGAAACGGCAUUGUCGGCACAAUGGCUGAAUGGGGAUGGGCUGAGCUAACCGGUGCUAAUUCCAAAUCUCCGCAAACCACGCGUUCUAUUGCAGACUUCAGACAAAGAAACCCCCCACCCAAAGGCGAGAAAUCAGCAACGGCAGUCGACACGCACGAUGCCAUAGGCCAUGGCGUUUUAGGGACCCCUAAUGCCAGUCAAACCCCAAAUAAGUAUCCUGAAGCAAAUAUACCUGCCGUGGGAGCUAUGCCAAAGGUUGAGUCAACGCAGCUCUUUCCACAUGGCUCACUGGGCAACAUUUUCUCCAUGUUUCGGCCCAAAGGUAAAGUAACCACCACCGCCACCGGAUACAAGCAAACAAAGAUAUAUAAACGCAGUCAAACACUACCCCCCGGUGAUGUCCUUGAAGGAGUAUCAUCUUCUGGUCUGUUUCGUCGCGAGAGUCUUGCUCGCGACGGUCCUCCCGAAGAAUCAGGAUCUUAUACGCCUCCAAAAACCACGUUAUUUGAAUCUGCUAGUGAUCUCCUCAUGCCGCCUCUCCCUCCAGUCGAGUUCAUAGUUGAUCCCGAGUCGAGAGCUCGGACCAUUUUCCAUGACCGUUUAUAUCGUCCCGAGGACAUCCCACCUCCUCUUCCGACCAAGCGCCGCACUUUGACAUUCGGUUCUUCGCAAAGUAAACCAGGACCACAAUCAUCUUCAUUACAGGAUCCUCAAAUUGACACCGAUUAUGGCGAGGCUGAACCCGAGCGCGGACUCAAAGUCGAGGAGAAAAUCGCGAGAGCAUACCAUCGUAACUUAUCCUGGAGGAAAGUACUUGUGCGACUUGAGCCCGAUGCGCACAAUAACAUCAUUGUUAGACGAAUGUUCACAAAUGCAUACGGAUGGCCGGUGGUAAAGCACCUUGUUGAUACCCAUUUCGGGUGCACCUCGAUGACCGAUGAUGUUUCCAACUAUGACAUGGAGACGGCCGAUCCACCUCCGGAAGCAAUUGAUGAACACCAGUCGGGUGUCCUCAAUACUGGAAGUCCCGCUGAAGUUGGCCAUUCCAGAGAUUUACUUGAUGACACUGCUAUCAAUAUCCAGGGCCAGCCCCACGAAUUUACAGUCUAGGCCUGGAUACGAAGCACACCGGUCAGUCAGGCAGAGAACGAACACCAUAGAUCUUUAGAAACCGUUAUCUCUUUAGUCGAUCACUCAACCGCACGAGAUCCUUCUACAAGCAUGCAGGAGGACCCCGGCCUUGGAAAUACUUACAACAGCCAUGGCUCUAAUGUUUCCGAAUCGAGACCCGGGAAGGUGGUUUAAAUCUGUAAAUGAAUGGCAAUCUAAACAAGAGCAUCGUCGCAUUCUGUACGGUCAAUAGUAUACUAUAUGUUGCAAGUCAUCAGCCUUGUUCGAGUGUUGUGGCCUUACUAUUUGUCAGCGGUUUUUUUUUGGAGGGGGUUGUAGUUAGCUAUAUUUGUG